This is a messenger RNA of Amphibalanus amphitrite, 4049 nucleotides long. RefSeq names its product serine/threonine-protein kinase mig-15-like (gene msn). Gene Ontology annotation, biological process: protein phosphorylation. The transcript is spliced from 24 exons. NCBI's taxonomy places the organism in Eukaryota, Metazoa, Arthropoda, Thecostraca, Balanomorpha, Balanidae. The coding region runs from base 364 to 3549 and encodes 1061 amino acids. The record is from RefSeq and is a predicted model, not a curated record. Gene Ontology annotation, molecular function: ATP binding; protein kinase activity.
GUUGUUUCUUGAGUGUUAUUCGGGAUUUUGCGGCUUUUGUGUGUUUGUGCAGUUUUGCGAUGAAAAUAUUGCAUUAAUAUUAUUACGGAUGUGAUGUUUACAUUAACUUCACGGAAAUGAUCUUUGGAAUUAUCAGGGAUUUGGAGGGUGCCUAUGAUUCUGACCAUGCAAGAAUAUUGAUGCACUAUUUAUAACAUUGAUCGUGCUGAAUCUUACUUGGCGUCUUUGUUGCCCAGUAACAGCGAUCUGAAAUAAGUCUGUCUCUGCGUUCGAGCAUCAUUUCUGCCAGAUACAUACAUCAAUAUCUAGGUAUUAAUAAUUUAUGAUCCAUCUGGUGAAGCAAAGGCAUCGAUUUUACUGGAGAUGGCACAUUCACAAAAUGUUAAUUGUAGUUUGGACGACAUUGAUCUCAAUGCUCUGAAGGACCCGGCCGGCAUCUUCGAUCUGAUAGAGGUGAUCGGCAAUGGCACCUACGGACAGGUGUACAAGGGCCGUCACACCAAGACGGGACAACUGGCUGCCAUCAAAUGCAUGGACAUCACAGAGGACGAGGAGGAGGAGAUAAAGCUGGAAAUCAAUGUGCUGAAGAAGUACUCGCACCACCGGAACAUCGCUACCUAUUACGGCGCCUUCAUCAAAAAGUCGCCGCCCGGAAAGGACGACCAGCUAUGGCUGGUGAUGGAGUACUGCGGAGCCGGAUCUGUCACCGACCUCGUCAAAUCCACCAAAGGCAGCUCACUCAAGGAGGAGUGGAUCGCCUACAUUUGUCGCGAGAUGCUUCGCGGCCUCAGCCACCUGCACGCCUGCAAAGUGAUUCACCGCGACAUCAAGGGACAAAAUGUGCUGCUCACGGACAACGCCGAAGUCAAACUCGUGGACUUUGGCGUGAGCGCGCAGCUGGACCGCACCAUCGGCCGGCGCAACACGUUCAUCGGCACGCCCUACUGGAUGGCGCCCGAAGUGAUCGCCUGCGACGAGAACCCGGAGGCCACCUACGACAACCGCUCUGACCUGUGGUCGCUGGGCAUCACGGCGCUGGAGAUGGCUGAGUCGCAGCCGCCGCUCUCCGACAUGCACCCGAUGCGCGCGCUCUUCCUCAUCCCGCGCAACCCGCCGCCGCGGCUGAAGACCAAAAAGUGGAGCAAGAAGUUUCAGAGCUUCAUUGAGACGACGCUCAUUAAGGACUACCACCAGCGCGCCUACACCGAUCAGCUGCUCAAACACCCGUUCAUCAAAGACCAGCCGACUGAGAGGCAGGUGCGCAUCCAGCUCAAGGACCACAUCGACAGGAUGAAGAAACAUAAGGCGCAAAGGGACCGCGAGGAGAGCUUCAAUUACUCGGGUAGCGACAACGACGACGAGGAGGAGCAGGCGGCCACGGCCGGAGAGCCCUCGUCCAUCGUCCAGGCGCCCGGCGAAAACACGCUCCGCAAAAACUUCCAGCAGAUCCAGGAGGGUCGCGCCGCCGCCGCCGCCGAGGAGCGCGAUCGGCGCCGCCGAGAGGAGGCGUCGGCGCCCGGGCGUCCGCCGCCGCCGGCGCGCUACCCGGACGGCCAGCAGCCGCCACCGCCGAGCCGGCCGCUGCCGCCGCCGCCGGCGCCGGCGCCCGCUCGGCACAGCCAGAUGUACAAGCCGGCGCAGCGCAGACCGGAGCCGGCGCCCCGCCGUCCACAGGACCUGGACGUGCUGUCGGCUCAGCUGCAGGAGCUCGGAGGACCGUCCAACGGCGCCGCGCCGCCGCCUCCAGCACAGGACGACAGCAGCGAUGAGGAAUUGGAGCCGGGACCGGCGCGCAACGACGGCACUCUGCUCGCCUCCGACUCGCCCAAACCACUCGCCCAGUGGCAGAGUUCGGAGCGCGACACGGAGCGCGGAGAGGUGGCUGCCAGGAGGCCGCCCAGCCAGCCGCCGAGCCGGCCUUUGCCGCCCACCCCGGACGAGGAGGGCGACGCCGGCACUCUGGUGAUGCGGAGGCAGCGCUUCUCUGAACACGAGCAACUGCUGCGUGACUGGGACAUGAAGCGCUUCUUCCCGGCGGUGAGCGGGCCGGCCCGGCGUCACCGCCGGCUGGAGUCAGAGUCAGCCGUGUCGGCGGCGCCGCAGCGCUCCCGGGAGGCGCCCGAGCCGGGCACGGCCGGCCGACUGCGCCAGUGGGUGCGCCGCCGAGAGAAGACGGACCUGGAGCUGACGGCGACGCGCAGCGCGGCCGGCGCCGCCGGCCUGGCCAAGUCAUGCUCGGAGCCCGCCCCGUUCGAGAGUCGCGAGGAGCAGCGUCACCGGCACGCCGACUCGUCACCGGGGCCGGCCGGAACGCCGGUGGCGCGGACCAGCACCGUGAUGCCCGACCUGCUGCCGACGAAUGCCAGUCCCGGCAACGGUCGUCAUCUGGACAAGUCGACCUCCGAGGAGUAUCGCUCGGCCGUCGGCCUGGCUGCUCAGCCGUCCCUCCAAUUGCAGAAUAAGCAGCGGUCUUUCCUGACAUUCGGUUUCGGCGCCGGCGGCAGCGGCCGCCGCGAGAGUCACAUCAAUGUGAACGUCACACCCACCGGUCACGAGGUCAGCUCCGCCGAUACGCCCGAAAUUCGCAAGUACAAGAAGCGCUUCAACUCUGAGAUCCUGUGCGCCGCACUCUGGGGCGUGAAUCUGUUGAUCGGCACUGAAAACGGCCUGAUGCUGCUGGACCGUUCCGGCCAGGGGAAGGUCUACCAGCUCAUCUCUCGCCGGCGCUUUCAGCAGAUGGAGGUUCUCGAGGGCCAGAACAUUCUGGUGACCGUCAGCGGGAAAAAGAACAGAGUGCGCGUCUACUACCUGAGCUGGCUCAAGAACAAGAUCCUGAAGUCGGAGUCGCAGCUGGAGAGAAGGAAUGGGUGGAUCAAUGUUGGCGACCUCAACGGCGCCGUCCACUUCAAGAUCGUCAAGUUCGAGCGCAUCAAGUUUCUUGUGAUCGCCCUGCGUGACAGCAUCGAGAUCUACGCCUGGGCGCCGAAGCCCUACCACAAGUUCAUGGCGUUCAAGAGUUUCGGUGAGCUGGCACAUCGGCCACUACUGGUCGACCUCACAGUCGAGGAUAACACCCGGCUCAAGGUCAUUUACGGCUCGUGCGACGGCUUCCACGCGGUGGACCUCGACUCAGCUACCGUGUACGACAUCUACCUACCGAAACACGCGCAGGGUCCCAUCGUGCCGCACACCAUCGUCACGCUGCCAAAUACCAGCGGCAGCCAGCUGUUGCUCUGCUACGACAACGAGGGGGUCUACGUCAACACCAGCGGCAAGGUUUCCAAGAACAUAAUCGUCCAGUGGGGCGAGAUGCCCACUUCUGUGGCGUACAUUGGCACCGGCCAGAUUAUGGGCUGGGGAAACAAGGCCAUCGAGAUCCGCUCCGUCGAGACGGGUCACCUGGAUGGCGUGUUCAUGCACAAAAAGGCGCAGAAGCUCAAGUUCCUGUGCGAGAGAAACGACAAGGUGUUCUUCUCCUCGGCCAAAGGUGGCUCCGCCUGCCAGAUCUACUUCAUGACACUGAACAAGCCCGGUAUGGCCAACUGGUGAGAUGGUGUCGAGACGCCAGAGCCCGGGGGUGGCGGCGCACCCGUCACCGGCGGAGACCACCGGGCCCUAGCCGACGCCAGUGCCGCAGGUGCCGGCUGCUCUGGGCAGAUGACCGCGGCGUGAGCGGCUGAGAGCGUGCCGUGCGCACCAGCACACCGAGCUGUUAAAAGUACCAUGUGAGCGCUAGCAGUGCCGGUUUAGCGGCAGUGUCGGCGCUGCCGUGCCCGCGGCUUCUCUGUGCCACCGUCUGUGAGGGCAUCAUGGGCGAAGCUCUAGCGACGCUGAAUCCCGCUGCACGUACAUUAGUCAUAGGCUGUAUUUGUGCGGCAUUGGGUCUAACGGACCUGUCUAAGCCGCUCGGCUACGACUCACUCUAGUUCACUCUACGCAACCCAUCGUGUCAUUCUGCGACUCUCUCUCUCUCUCUCUCUCUCUCUCUCUCUCUCUCUCUCUCUCUCUCUCUCUCUCUCUCUCUCUCUCUCUCUCUCUCUCUCUCUCUC